UAAACAGCGAUUCUUUUCUCAAUCUUCAUAAUUUUGAAGUUCUGUAUUUUAUUUGAUGUAGGAAUUUAAUUUUUAAAUGUCAUUUAGACAAUCUUUGGGUUGAAGGGACUAAAGAAGAUUGUGGCAAAGUACUUUGAAUCAUCUUGUACGCUGUUCUAUUAAGAACCUUUUACCCUGCAUUUCGGCUUAAAACUUGGCUCCUAUUUAUUCGAUCAAAAUUUAAGAAUUGUCCGACUUCACUGUUUUAUUAUUAAAAAACAUUCAUAACUUCUAAGUGAUUGGGCUUAUCUACAAAAAAUUUGCUUUACAUCUUUAAUAUUAUAACCCCUUUAUUUAAAAUUAAUUGUAAAAUAGUAGACUGUUUAAAAAUUACUUUUAACAUUAUAUGUUGGAUAUCUAUGCUAUUGAUUGUAUGAACAUUUUUUCAUAUUUUACAGAAUUAUGUUGCAAGUAAGUACAUGCAUUGGUAAGUUUUACAGCUGAUCGCCAAAUUACAUACAUAUAUCUCCUGAUGCAUAAGAUCGCUAAAUUUCUGUCCUGUGAUUUACCAUAAUUUUUGAAGGAUGGCAUUUGCACACCGAUGGACGGUAGCCUAGGAUUGUUGCGCUAGUUUUGAAGUCGUCAAGUUUGAAUUUGCUUUGGCAUUUCGUGCUUCUGAACUUCAACUAAACUGACUUCACAAACAUUACUCAAAAAAUUUGCAUGUAACAUAAUUAAACCAUGUUAAAUAUGGUGUAACAAAAUAUCUGUCGGUAAACUUUGUGUCAUGUAACACAAAUGGCACUUUUUAAAAAAUUAGCGGUAUGAUAAAAGUACAUUAUGUGGUAUUAUUGUAUGUUUGUGAAUUUUUGUUGCAGGGUGCUACGGUAUUCUUUUUGUAUCCUCAAUGUUAUUGAAACGUGUUUUACUGAAACAUUAAGAUGUUAUUUUUACUUGGUCCAGUCCCGUACAAGAUGCGACCCGCUACUAGGAUCACUGCUUCCCUCUCAUUACGUGAAAUCAAGGGAGAAAAUGUUGAAGAGAAAGGACGGUCUCAUCUGGGCAGUUGCCCAGGUGUCCCAAAGAGGAAACAAUUCUGUGGGAGUACUGAAUUCAUCCUGCAAGGAGGUGAAAUCGACAAACCACUUUCAUGCAGUACCAAACGGCAUGAGCUACUUGGAACAAGAAGAACCAACAUGGUCACAAAACAUCGAUUCGGCAGCGUCUAUGUUCCCGCCAUCCACGUUAUCGCCAACUCUGGACCUGGGUCAGUGGGGAGAAAACUUUCAAGACCUGAGCAGUUGGUGUCGCAAACCGCCGCGGGGUACCUCUUCUAUCACGGUGGACGACACAAAAGGUUCCAGUUGUAUUGCACAAGACGAUGAACUAAAUACACCGGUUAUAGGUGUUCUUCAUGAAUUUAACUUUACUUCAACCUCAUGUGCGUUGCAAGAGGAAACGUCACCUUAUCUGUGUGAUGGGGCAAGUUGGGAAAUUCCACCGCCAUUAGACCUUCUGCAGAUGCCGUGUACCGACGAAGACAAAAAGUCAUUUGAAACUGUGAAGAAGACAGACAGUGACAAUACACAAUCUACUCCAGCUGAUGCAUUUUUUGUUGACGAUACUUUGGGAUUAUCUGUAGGUCAUGAAGAAGAGAUAGUGAGUUCUCAUAUUAAUCAGGAAAGAAUCGAUCUUGAAGUUACGGAAAAUAAGGAACCGGAUGAUUUGAAAUUGAUGGUAAAUGCAAAUGAAUUGGGAGAUCAAAGUGGAGUAAAACGCAUAGACUUUGGAAAUUGUGAAUCAGUCGAAGUAAGCAACCGUGCCGUCAAAGGAAUCGGCGUUGGAAGCGGGAGUUUAGAAUCUCUCUUGGGUCUUGAUUUCGGCGUUGAGGCCGUUAACGGAAUAUUUUCGGUCGAUAGGAACUCGCAGCGAGCUGAUACCAACCUGAACUUGAAAAAUAUCCUGGCUGGUAGCAUUUGUCAUAUUACCAGUGAUGAACAAAGAACUGUUGAAACUCCGACGGUUACCUUGGUUGCAAACGAGGUAUCAAACGCGAUUACGACAAAGUCUCAAGUAAUCGGUCCUUCGAAUACUAACAUACAUUUGAUAAAACAAAGUAUGAGGUCUAAAGAAAGUUUUUCUGGAAAAGAUGCUGCGAAAUUUGCAUCUCCCAGUGUAAAUGGGAGCAAAGAAUUUUGUGGUAGUAAUGCGAUGGCUGCCAACAUUUGGAGAACUGAUGUGCCUGUGAAAAUGGGAGAACAGCCAAAGGCUGUGAACUGCAAGCAUUUGGAAAAUGCUGUGCCCGUAGAGGUCCUGGCCGAUGACUUGCCGUCGAGUACGAGUUCAGAGCCCCAUCUGCUUCUUUCAAGCGCGAAAGACGAGAUUACUAGCGGUCAUGUAAUGAAGCCACAGUUUGCAGUAAACGUGGAGAAUGCUACAAAGAGGAACUUGAGACUCAACCUCGCAACGCAGUUGAGCGCCGAUGAUAUCAUCAGCACGCCUGUGGUGUUGGAACCUUUACUGAAGCAGGGCGAACCAUUCGACUUGCUAGCCUAUGUUUUUGAUGAUGAUCAAGCGUUUCGUUUGGAUUGGCCAGACACCAUCGGCGUAGGCUUCGAUGGCAAGAUUCCUAAAUCUUGCACAGCCGAAGCUUCUGGCACAAAGCCAACAAAUAAUGCGGAAUUGCUGGGCAGCUUUCAGGGUGACGCAACUGUUAGCGUGGUGGAACCGUUUGUCACCGAAAAAUCUCCCGAUGGACGGUGGAAUAUUAUUGAGUCUGAGCACAUGGAGGUGGAAGAAAUUGAAGAUGAGUCUCUAUCUUCAAGUAUUAAAAUUUUGGGAAAAUCAGAUGUACAGUUUGAAGGGUGGACAAAAACUAAUGUUACAAAGGGCUUCAAAGCUGUACGAGAAACCAGAAAACAUCUGUCAACUCAGAGCACAUUGGAAAGUAAAAUUUUACAGGACGGACCAGUCUUGAAACUUAAGAUUUCCAAACGUAAGCUAUCUGCUGGACGAGGCAGCGAUACGAACGUCCUGUCACAAAAACAGGUUUCUCCAAGGAAGAAUGUUUCUGAGCUUGAAGAGCUGCCAUUAUCCAGACGAACCCGAGGAAAGCCGGAGAAACGGUCGAGUCCGUCGACGUCUAAGGAAGAAGAAUCUCGAUCAGGCAGAGGGUCUCUUCAGAGAAGACGGUCAUCAUCGCGUUCCGUGCCUGAUGACGCGUGGACUCCGCCAUCAAAAAGGUCAAGACAGUCUUCCGUCGAUUCCGAUUGCGACCGAUAUCGAGAGCUGAGGGACAGAAACAACGAGGCGUCGAGAAAAUCCCGACAGAGCAGGAAAGUCCGAGAGGGAGAGAUGAAAGAAACUGCUGGAAAACUGGAGAGAGAGAAUCAGAGUUUGAAGAUCAAGGCAGAUGAAAUGGAGCGACUAGUAAAGAAACUGAGAGAGGCUCUUCUCGAGGCCGUGAUGAAAACUAAAAAGGAAUGAGCGUCUGAGGAGUGGAAGACCGCGCGGCAGCAAACCGGAAGUGACACUGAAACCAUGAACUUGACCCUGUAACUUAAUUAUAUGAUACAUAUAUGUGGUUUAAUUACAUACUAAUUGGUCGAGGAGGCUUAUCAUCGCAUUUGGUGCAUGUUAUUUUACGUUUUAUCAUCUAGGAGGUGGGAGCUGUUAAUUUUAUAAAAUCAAAUUUACUUGUUGAACAAAGUUCGUUGCAGAUUUAAUUUUAAAACUGACCAAUCCUGUUAUGUUAUUUUGUUACGAGGUACUGUAUAUAUAUAUAUAUAUAUAUAAAAAAAUUUAAUUUCAAAACUUAAUGACUUGUAAGUCAAUAAUUUCCAUCAUUGUACGCUACAAGAUGCAUUUGGACACAAACUAAGCGUGUCGUGUAUAUAUAUAUGUAGAGUGGUUGCACAUUCAUUUUUGAAAUAUUUUUAUACACUUCGCAUGCGUUUAUUUCAGUCUUUAUGUAUGAAAUUUGACUCGUCAAGGAAUCCGUAGCUUUUUCUGCGAUUAUUUUACUUCGUUCGGCUGCAAAGUGACGUUCCACUAAAAGUUCAAUGCUUAAAGCAUGAAAUUGACUUUUCUGGAAACAUGUCUAAAUUAGUGUUUGUGCAUAAAAUAUUGAGUAGUUGAUAGGUGUCGAUGAUCUUCAGCGAUUAAUAUUUCUACGUAAUAAUCGCUUUCAUGAGAUCAGAUUUCCUUUCUAAAGGCAGUGAGAAAAGUAAUGUGCAGCGCAACGUUUGUUCCUAAGACGGAAAAUAAAAUUAUUUUAAAAGUCUUCGGUCUGUUUUUGAGGCUGAAUAAAAACAAAUUUGACUCCAUAGGAAGGCGUCAGGUAUUUUAAGAUUGACACGCAAGACGAGCGUAGUUUUUUUUAAUGUGCAAUAAAUUGUAGCUAAAAUGGUGAUUUGGUGACGUACUUUAAUUGGAAUUAUAUUGUUCAUUAAAUUCAUUUGUGAACAUGUACAAUUUGUUCAAAAAAAAAUGUUAAUAAACACUGCCGUUUGCAGAUCUA
Molecule: messenger RNA, 4498 nt
Organism: Zootermopsis nevadensis
Lineage: Eukaryota; Metazoa; Arthropoda; Insecta; Blattodea; Termopsidae
Biological process (GO): regulation of transcription by RNA polymerase II; DNA-templated transcription
Molecular function (GO): DNA-binding transcription factor activity, RNA polymerase II-specific; RNA polymerase II cis-regulatory region sequence-specific DNA binding
Source: RefSeq, a predicted model, not a curated record